CGGAGAUCAUUUUGAAGGGAGGGAUGAGCAUUAUUGGUCCUGUCAAAGCAGAUUUGCAGAUUUAGGGAGAAAGCAAAUCAGAUGGCACCCACAAUACUGUAAAAUGUAUUCCCGAUGAAGUGCUUUCCGAAUGAAUCCCUGGUUUUAUCUUGCAUCGCUUCCUUUAUUUAUACCACGAUGCUUCUUUACCUCUGCAAUUGAGUGCACCGAAGUUGUGUGGGAAUUUUGUAGAACAGAAUAGAUUAAACUAAGCAUAUCAAUAUCAUUUCCAGUUAUGGCUACUGCAAUUAAUGUAGGGGAGUGGUGGUCAGUGAGAAAGCAGGACAUGGCUGUGCCAUCCAAUACUUCACCCCUCAACACGUUCAAUACAGAGCAAAGCAGUACUCAGUACUCACACGAUGGAGUAAAAGCAGGGGCAAAGGUAGCCGCAAUUGCAUUUGUCGCAUCUCCAAUCCCCGUGCUGAUGGGAGCACGGGCCAUUCCUUGGGCAAGGGCGAAUCUAAACUAUGCAGCUCAGGCACAUAUCAUCUUUUUUGUUAGUGGAGCAGCCUAUUUCAUUGUGGCAAUAAAACUCCUUCAAAAAAACUGGGUCUCAUGGAAGCAUAGUUCUAAAUGGUAGGAACAAAUAUGUGGCUGUAGCUAUUCUGGUUUUAAAAGGGACCUUUCAUACAGCGUGUUAGUGACAGGUCAGUCGAUCGCAGCCGUUAAUUGCAAAAUCGACGGUGUAAAACACGCAACUAACACGCGUGUUAGUCAAUCCGUACUGUCAUUUUGGAGCUAGAAUGGACACUGCAACCGUUAAUUGCAAAAUCGACGGUGUAAAACGCGCGACUGUGUUAGUCAAUCCGUACUGUCAUUUUGGAGCUAGAAUAGAUGCAUAUGUGUAGUCCAGUCAUGGUUAAUGGCUACGGUGUAGACACAUGGAUCUUAGAGAAUGGGUGGAUAAUUUUCAAGACUGAUAAUACACACCAAUAUAUGAGCAUCAGUUCCUAUCUGAAUUAACCACAAAAAAAUCAAGAAUAAUAAUGGCUAUAGGGGGGUGCUGCCUUGCCUUAUGACAUCAUCUUGGUUAUAGUUAUUCCUGAUAGUAGAGCCUCUUUAAGGGUGGAGGGUGAUGGGGCUUCUUGGGUCCAGCCGACACUGAUUUGAUAGUGUUUUUUCCUUGCGGGCAGAGGUGGGUGAUCUUCACGCUCUGUGCAUUGGUUCAUUGAAUGAAUCAUUAUGCUUUGUGCUCUCUGGCUGGGCAUUUUUUCUUAUGAUGGCUUGAUAAUCAUACUAUCCCCUCUCUGUUACUCAGGUAUGGCACAUAUUCGUCUGUUUGUUAUGUUGUUACUGG
Molecule: messenger RNA, 1336 nt
Organism: Cryptomeria japonica (Japanese cedar)
Lineage: Eukaryota; Viridiplantae; Streptophyta; Pinopsida; Cupressales; Cupressaceae
Product: early nodulin-93-like
Exons: 4
Coding region: 275-619 (114 amino acids)
Source: RefSeq, a predicted model, not a curated record